UCUGGUAAACACAACCAUCCCCAGCCUGCUCUCUGAUGAACACCACCAUCCUCCUCCCGCUUCCUGGUGAACACCAUCAUCUGCAGCAGCUGCGCGUCGCGCUGCGUGACUCGGGCUCUUUAAAUACGCGCUCGUGCAGCUCCUGUAUUUAUGAGCCGCCGGCUGCAAACAUGCCUUUCGGAAAUUCGGCGCUGGGCUUCUGAUUCACGCAGCGCGAACACGCGAAAACACACCGAUGCGAAAGCCCGAGAUCGUCGUGUGAUCGACGCGAGCGACCAUGGGAUUCCUCCACCAGCUCCACCUUUUGCUGUGGAAGAAUGUGUCUCUGAAGCGCAGAGGGCCGGUAAGCGAUGGGUGUUGGCGUUUGAGAUCUUCAUCCCCCUGGUCCUCUUCUUCAUCCUUCUGGGUUUGAGGCAGAAGAAGCCCGCCAUCCCCGUGAAGGAAGUCUCGUUCUACAGCGCGGCGCCCCUCACUUCUGCUGGGAUCAUUCCCAUCAUGCAGUCGCUGUGUCCUGACGGCCAGCGGGACGAAUUUGGCUUCCUGCAGUACAAGAACUCCACCGUGACCCAGCUCCUGGAGCGGAUCGGCGAGGUGGUUGAGCAGAACCACCUGUUCACUGCCGACCGGCCCGGACUUGGGGAGGAGCUGGAAUCCCUGCAGCGACAUCUGGAGAGUCUGAGCACGUCGCCGGGCCCGCUGGAUCCCCGCUUCAACGCUAGCCGUGGGUUCACGCUGGGCAGUGUGCUGAGGAACCAGUCCACAUUCCAGCAGUUCCUGCUCAGAAACCUGUCGCUGUCCAACGACACGGCCGGUCUCCUGCUCUCGUCCCCCGUCAACCUCAAGGAGGUGUAUAACCUCAUUUUUGGCUCGUUUCCUGGAGCGAGAGCCGACGGCCAGGGGUCCAGCGAGGGUACCAGUGAUGCCUAUGGCCCAGGCGAGAAAGCACUUAAGAUAGAGGACCAGCUUCUAGAAGGCUGGCGCAGCCUGGAAGGAGGUCUGAUCCACAAAGCCCUGCGAGACCCCACCAAGGCGGCCCACAGGCGAAGCCUGCUCAAGCUCAUGUCCCAGGCUCUGGGUCUCGCCGCAGGAGGUGCAGGCAAACCCUACGACCCCCAGGGACUGCGCGACGUGGAGGGUGUCCUGCUGACUAGCACCAUGCUGGAGCUGCUCACCUGCGGGAAGGACGAGACCGGCGAGCUGAGCAGGAUCCUAAUGGUGUCCGAGAAGCAGCAGUCGGCGCUGCAGGCCUAUCGCAGAGCUGUGUGCGGCGGAGAGGAAGGCCAACGGGCUCAGCGCUUCGGCGAGAUGAGCCAGGAGUUGAGGGACCAGAUAGACACCCAGACAGUCAUAGAGAAGCUGCGUCUGGAGCAGUUCAACUCCUCGGUGCUGCCUUCUCAGUCCCACCUGGGUGCUCUGCUGAAGGAUCUGGCCGACGUGGAGCGGCUGCUGAGGGACGUGGACCUUCUGUCGGGUUUGGCCCGUCUCCUGCCCAAGGGGGCCUGUGCGGGUCACCAACCCCCUCCGCCGGCCAAUGCCACCGCCUGGAGCUCCAAUAAUACCACCUGGGGGCCAAACUCCACAGACACCCCUGGGGAGGAGGGCGACGGGGCGGCGGGCAGUGAAGCAGAAGGAGAAAACCCGCGCUCACAGUUCUCUGCCUUCGUGCAGCUGUGGGCGGGUCUGCAGCCCAUCCUGUGUGGGAAUAACAGAAUCAUCGAGCCGGAGGCUCUGAAGCAGGGCAACAUGAGUUCCUUGGGGUUCACCAGCAAGGAGCAGCGAAACCUGGGCCUCCUGGUGCAUCUCAUGACUACAAAUCCCAAGAUCCUCUACUCUCCCAUUGGUUCACAGGUUGACAAGGUCAUCCAGAAGGCCAACGAGACGUUUGCCUUCGUGGGGAACGUGACGCGCUACGCCCGCGUGUGGCUCAACAUCUCGGCGGAGCUGCGUGCCUUCCUGGAGGAGGGAAAGCUGCACAACCGCAUGACCUGGCUACAGCAGUUCACCUCGGACCUGCGCCGGCACCCCGAGCUGCUGAACGCCACGGACAGCGAGUUCGUGCGCAGCCUGCUGGAGGGGAACUUCACCCUGCCGGACACGGGCACCCUGCUGGAGCAGCUGGACACCAUCGACAACGCCGCCUGCGGCUGGACGCGCUUCAUGUCCAAGGUCAGUGUGGACAUCUUCAAGGGCUUCCCUGAUGAGGAGAGCAUCGUGAACUACACGCUGAACCAGGCCUACCAGGACAACGUGUCCGUCUUCGCCAGUGUGAUAUUUCAGACGAACAAGGAUGGCACCCUGCCUCCCCACGUCCUCUACAAGAUCCGUCAGAACUCCAGCUUCACGGAGAAGACCAACGAGAUCCGGCGGGCUUACUGGCGCCCCGGGCCCAACACGGGGGGGAAGUUCUACUUCCUCUAUGGCUUUGUGUGGAUACAGGACAUGAUCGAGAGAGCCAUCAUCAACACCUUUGUAGGCCAUGACGUGGUGGAACCGGGGAACUACGUCCAGAUGUUUCCUUACCCCUGCUACACCCGGGAUGACUUCCUGUUUGUGAUCGAGCACAUGAUGCCCCUCUGCAUGGUGAUCUCCUGGGUCUACUCAGUGGCCAUGAUGAUCCAGCACAUCGUAGCAGAGAAGGAGCACCGCCUCAAAGAGGUGAUGAAGAUGAUGGGCCUGAACAACGCGGUCCACUGGGUGGCCUGGUUCAUCACGGGCUUCGUCCAGCUCUCCAUCUCGGUGACCGCGCUCACCGCCAUCCUCAAGUACGGCAAGGUGCUCCUGCACAGCGACCCCUUCAUCAUCUGGCUCUUCCUCACGGUUUACGCCAUCGCCACCAUCAUGUUCUGCUUUCUGGUGUCCGUGAUCUACUCGAAAGCCAAGCUCGCCUCCGCCUGCGGGGGCAUCAUCUACUUCCUUAGCUACGUACCCUACAUGUAUGUGGCCAUCAGGGAGGAGGUGGCCCACGACAAGAUCACGGCCUUCGAGAAGUGCAUUGCGUCGCUGAUGUCCACCACAGCCUUCGGCUUGGGCUCCAAGUACUUUGCCCUGUACGAGGUGGCCGGCGUGGGCAUCCAGUGGCGCACCAUCAACCAGUCGCCUGUGGAGGGCGAUGACUUCAACCUGCUGCUCUCCAUGGUGAUGCUGAUCAUCGACGCCAGUGUGUACGGCGUGCUCACCUGGUACAUCGAGGCGGUGCAUCCUGGGAUGUACGGGUUGCCCCGCCCCUGGUACUUCCCCCUGCAGAAGUCCUAUUGGCUGGGCAGUGGGCGUGUCGAGACAUGGGAGUGGCCUUGGGGUGGAAGUGCCAGGCUCAGUGUGAUGGAGGAGGACCAGGCGUGCGCAAUGGAACACCGGCGCUCUGAGGAAACGCGGGGCAUCGAGGAGGAGCCUAGCCACCUGCCCCUCGUGGUGUGCAUCGACAAGCUCACCAAAGUCUACAAGACGGGCAGCAAGUUGGCUCUCAACAAGCUCAGCCUGAACCUCCACGAGAACCAAGUGGUCUCCUUCCUGGGUCACAACGGCGCUGGCAAGACCACCACCAUGUCCAUCCUGACUGGCCUCUUCCCUCCCACCUCCGGCUCCGCCACCAUCUACGGACACGACAUCCGCACGGAGAUGGAGCGCAUCCGGCAGAACCUGGGCAUGUGCCCGCAACACAACGUGCUCUUCGACAAGCUCACGGUGGAGGAGCACCUCUGGUUCUACUCGCGCCUCAAGGGGAUGGCCGAGGAGGACAUCCGCAAGGAGAUGGACAAGAUGAUCGAGGACCUGGAGCUGUCCAACAAGCGCCACUGCCUGGUUCAGACGCUGUCGGGAGGGAUGAAGAGGAAGCUGUCGGUGGCCAUCGCCUUCGUGGGCGGCUCCCGGGCCGUCAUUCUGGACGAGCCCACGGCCGGGGUGGACCCCUACGCCCGGCGCGCUAUCUGGGACCUCAUCCUCAAGUAUAAGCAAGGCCGCACCAUCCUGUUGUCCACCCACCACAUGGACGAGGCCGACCUGCUGGGCGACCGCAUCGCCAUCAUCUCCCACGGCAAGCUCAAGUGCUGCGGCUCGCCGCUCUUCCUCAAGAGCACCUACGGCGACGGCUACAAGCUGACGCUGGUCAAGAAGCAAAGUGACUCCCACGGCACCGAACCGGGAAGCCGGCCCCCCUGCUCCGUGUCCCCCUCCUCUGUCCCACCGUCCUCCUUGUCUCCGUGCUCAGAGGCCCACGUCACCCAGUUCAUCCGCCAGUAUGUGGCCUCCUGCCUGCUGGUGUCUGACUCCAACACGGAGCUGUCCUACGUUCUGCCCUCGGAGGCCAUUAAGAAGGGCUGCUUUGAAAGGCUCUUCCAGGUGCUGGAGCAGAGUCUCGACAGUCUUGCUCUCACCAGCUUCGGGGUGAUGGACACCACGCUGGAGGAGGUCUUCCUCAAAGUGUCUGAGGAGGACCAGUCCCUGGAGAACAGCGACGCUGACCUGAAGGGGUCCCCGAGCGGCUCAGCGGGCAAGAAUUCGUGUCUGGCGGCGCCGCAGUCUGAGGCCCAGCCUGCAGGGGGCAGCGUCCGACCCGAAGUGGAGCUCAGCAACUUGGUGACGUGCUCCCAGCUGAGUGAGAGUCAGGGCUCCCUGCGCUCAGUGUCCUCGGUGGGGUCGGUCCGAGGGGACGAGGGCGGCCUCUACUCCGACUUCUACGGCGACUACUGCCCUCUGUUUGGCGGCGGCCAGGAUCCCGACUCCGCCAGCACCCAAGAUGCAGAGGACCCUUCCCCGGAGACGGCGGUGCUGGAGGGUCAGGGUAGCUUCAAGCUGGAGGGCUGGUGGCUGCGACUACGCCAGUUCCACGGCCUCAUCGUCAAGCGCUUCCACUGUGCCAAGAGGAACACCAAGGGGCUCUUCUCCCAGAUUAUGCUGCCCGCCUUCUUCGUCUGCGUGGCCAUGACGGUCGCCCUCUCCGUGCCUGAGAUAGGAGACCUGCCCCCCCUUAUCCUGUCUCCCUCCCAGUACCACAACUACACUCAGCCCCGGGGCAACUUCAUCCCCUAUGCCAACGAGGACCGUGCCCAAUACCGGACCAAGUUCUCCCCGGACGCCGGGCCCCAGAAGAUCAUCAACACCUUGCGUCUGCCCUCCGGCGUGGGCGCCACCUGUGUGCUGAAGACGCCCUUCAACAGCACACUUGACCAGCUAGCGCAGACGCUCAACCCCAGCGCCAACAACUCGAAGACGCUGGCCGCCCGCUACUUCGACUCCAUGUGUCUGGACUCCUUCACGCAGGGCGUGCCCCUCUCCAACUUCGUGCCUCCGCCCCCCUCGCCGGCACCCUCUGAUGACCCAGACCCCAGUUUUGAGGACGGCACCUGGAACUACACCGCCACUCCCCCCACCACUGUCCACGAGACGGUGACGUCGGCCCCGUCCCUCCCGCUCACCAUCCGCGAGCCGGUGCGCUGCAUCUGCUCCAUGCAGGGGACCGGCUUCUCUUGCCCCAACGGCGUAGGAGGGCGGCCCCCGCUCACCAAGGUGGUGACGGGGGACAUCUUGGUGGACAUCACGGGCCGCAACGUGUCCGAGUACCUUCUGUACACCUCGGAUCGCCUGCGCCUCCACAGAUACGGAGGGUUCACGGUUGGGAACAUCCAGAAGUCUAUCCCAGCCUCCUUUGGGAAAAACAUCCCACCAAUGGUUCGCAAGAUCGCUGUGCGCCGGUCUGCCCAGGUCCUGUAUAAUAACAAGGGCUACCACAGCAUGCCCACCUAUCUGAACGUGCUCAACAACGCCAUCCUGCGCGCCAACCUGCCCCCGAGCAAGGGGAACCCUGCGGCAUACGGAAUAACCGUGACCAACCACCCCAUGAACCGGACCAGUGCCAGCCUCUCCCUGGACUAUCUGCUGCAGGGCACCGACGUGGUCAUCGCCAUUUUCAUCAUCGUCGCCAUGUCCUUCGUGCCAGCCAGCUUCGUGGUCUUUCUGGUGGCCGAAAAGUCCACCAAAGCGAAGCAUUUGCAGUUCGUCAGCGGAUGCGACCCCGUCAUCUACUGGCUGGCCAACUACAUCUGGGACAUGCUGAACUACCUGGUCCCGGCGACCUGCUGCGUGAUCAUCCUCUUCGUGUUCGACCUUCCGGCGUACACGUCUCCCACCAACUUCCCAGCAGUCCUCUCUCUCUUCCUGCUCUAUGGCUGGUCCAUCACACCCAUCAUGUAUCCAGCUUCCUUCUGGUUCGAGGUUCCCAGCACGGCCUACGUUUUCCUCAUCGUCAUCAACCUCUUCAUCGGCAUCACCGCCACCGUGGCCACGUUUCUCCUGCAGCUCUUCGAGCAUGACAAGGAUCUGAAGGUGGUGAACAGCUACCUGAAGUCUUGCUUUCUCAUCUUCCCCAACUACAACCUAGGCCAUGGGCUCAUGGAGAUGGCCUACAACGAGUACAUCAACGAGUACUACGCCAAGAUCGGUCAGUUUGACAAGAUGAAGUCGCCAUUCGAGUGGGACAUUGUCACACGGGGGCUGGUGGCCAUGACCAUAGAAGGCUUUGUGGGGUUCUUCAUCACAAUUAUGUGCCAGUACAACUUCCUCAGGAAACCUCAGAGGAUCCCGGUGAGCAGUCAGCCGGUGGAGGAUGAUGACGUUGACGUGGCCUGCGAGAGGCGCAGGGUGCUGAGAGGAGACGCCGACAGUGACAUGCUGAAGAUAGAAAACCUCACCAAGGUGUACAAGUCCAGGAAGAUGGGGCGCAUUCUGGCAGUGGAUCGGCUGUGCCUGGGGGUUCGUCCAGGGGAGUGUUUCGGGCUGCUGGGUGUGAACGGUGCGGGGAAGACCACCACUUUCAAGAUGCUGACGGGAGACGAGAGCACCACGGGCGGGGAGGCCUUCAUUGGAGGCUGCAGCAUCCUGCGGGAUUUGCUGAAGGUACAGCAGAGCAUUGGCUACUGUCCCCAGUUCGACGCCCUUUUCGAGGAUCUGACAGCCAGAGAACACCUAGAGCUCUACACUCGCUUGCGGGGCAUUCCUUGGAAGGAUGAGGAGAGGGUGGUCCAGUGGGCCCUGGAGAAGCUGGAACUCUCCAAGUAUGCUGAUAAGCCCGCCGGCACUUACAGCGGGGGCAACAAGCGUAAGCUCUCCACCGCCAUCGCCCUGAUCGGAUACCCCUCCCUCAUCUUCCUGGAUGAGCCCACCACAGGCAUGGACCCCAAGGCUCGGCGUUUCCUGUGGAACCUCAUCCUGGACAUCAUCAAGACGGGACGCUCCGUGGUUCUGACAUCGCACAGCAUGGAGGAGUGUGAGGCUCUCUGCACCCGCCUGGGAAUCAUGGUCAAUGGGCGGUUCAAGUGUCUGGGCAGCAUCCAGCAUCUCAAAAACAGGUUUGGGGACGGCUACAUGAUCACGGUUCGCACCAAGUCCAGCAGUAGCGUCAAGGAAGUGGUGCGGUUCUUCAACAGGAACUUCCCCGAGGCCAUCCUGAAGGAGAGACACCACACCAAGGUGCAGUACCAGCUGAAGUCGGAGCGCCUCUCUCUGGCGCAGGUCUUCAGUAAGAUGGAGCAGGUGGUGGAGGUGCUGGGCAUUGAGGACUACUCCGUCAGCCAGACCACGCUGGACAAUGUUUUUGUGAACUUUGCCAAGAAGCAAAGCGACAACUUGGAGCAGCAGCAGAGCUCACCGUCCGGUGGAGGCCAGUCUCCGCUGCAGCGCAUUCUCAGCCUCAUUCGGCCGCGGGCCGCCAACACGGAGCUGAACGCGCUGGUCAGCGAGGAGCCCGAGGAGCUGGAGAGUGAUGACGAUGAAGGCCUCAUCAGCUUUGAGGAAGAGAGGGUGCAGCUUUCCUUUAACACAGACACCCUCUGCUGAACCUCAAACUCCUAACAGAUGGGGACAUGCAGCCCAACGAGUCUAGAGAUCCAUUUGACUCCUGAACAAAUAGAGGGAGCCGAGGAGUGGACCUGAGGAACGUGAACCAAGAGCAAGAGCGCAUUUUCUUUAAGUUUGCCUAAACAAGGAUUUCCUCCCUGUCGGUCAGUGUGAGGGGCACGCGGUUUCUCCACGGACGCUCGGACAUUUGGAGAAACGGCAUCGCAACGUCGCAGCCGGACCGCGCCGUGCCAGGUCGCGUGACGGGAGAAGCGGAAACGGGAGGACCGGCGUAUCGCCGCCUCUUCGCCAGCUUCCACCAAGAAGGGUUGUAAAGUGGGGGGGACUGGCAAACGAUGACGGCAGCGUUUGUGUUUUAAGUGGAACGUUUCUUUGCCAUGUUUUAAUCUUUCAGUUUGCGGGAUGGGCGCACCUAAAGGAAACCGAACGAGUGUUUGGGGAUCACUAAGCGACGCUGUUGGAGAGAACCCAAUAUGGAAGAGCUUCUUUAGAAGAUGCUGUCAAGGACCAGGUGCUGAGCGAAGUCAGGGAAGCCAACGAUUAUCGUUAUUGCUCUUAUUAUAUGUUGGCGGCAUUGCCACUGAUGUCACAGAACAACAUAUCAUUCUCCUUUAAGGCGGGACCUUCGGGUUCGACUCCGACCCCUUCCGUUUCAGCAGACGUCCUAAUCUGAAUGUAAAUUACUUUUUAAGGACUGGAAUUUUUUUUUUCCUUCCCUCCAAAGCUAUCGACGAUUUUUUUUUUUUCCCAUUGUAAUUGGAUCCAGAUUUUAAGGUUUAGUACAUUUUUGCCUUUUUAAGCAUGCUGCAGCUUUACAAGUCACUCAGAGAAACGAGUCGAAACGGUGUAGUGUCGUGUAUUUCUUUUGUGGAGAGAAAAAAAAAAAAAAAGAUUUAUUUUCUGUGACGAUGUCUUAUUUUGUCGUGUUUAUGCGGUUCAUUUUAUUAACUGACUGACAAGUGGCAGCCAGUGCACCUUGGAAUAAACAAGGCUUCUUUUGAUAUCCGGGCUUCAGCUUUCAGUGCGUUGAAACCACCAUCCCGCUCCAAAAGGAAACGUGUUAAACACGUUUACCUCCUAUUGCGAACCGCUGACUGCGUAAAAUGUGAUACUACAGGGUACGAGAAACCGACACCUCCUUACACUUGAACUUAUUCUGCCCUAUAUAUAGUUCAUAGCACCGCAGUGUUUUUCCUGCACAGCUCAAUAUCAAUUAUGCUCUUUUGCGACCGUAAUAAUCUGGAUUUAUAAGUAGGACAGCACACCCCAAGGUGCACCAAGCCUUCCGUACCCAGUGGUACAUUACAUGAAAUGAGUUAUUACAGCUUAGAACAAGCUGGCACCUCCUGAACUUGAACCGAUUUGGUCCCAUAUGUAGUUUAAUAGCACCCUAGUAUUUUGUCUCUGGAAUGGAAUGUUAAUUAUGAUCUUUUGCACUCCAGUGUGGGAUGGUACAAUAGUUUGAGAAACCAACUAGAUACAUCAGGCCAUGUUACUGUGACCUGAGAUAAUAACAUGUGUCACGCAGGCCUCUGUAUAACCAGCACUGUGAAGCAGAACCUGACUUGCUCGUAUAUCUUCUCCACUCGGUCUUUAUGGUACGUGCGCUGGAGAUGAUAUCCAUAUAAUACAGUGUCCCACAGAGAAGGAAGGUAGCAAUCGGUUGGUGUGAAUACAAUAUGUCCUGUAUUACAGAUGGGGCAGAAAUAUGACUGUUUUAACUAACACUCUGCAAAAACAUCCAUCCAGUGUUAACUCAUUCUGAGAAACUCUCCCCCACCACCCCCUUCGAGCAUUUGAAAAAUUCCCAUCCCAUUAAAUGUGAAAUAAUAAAUAUUAUUAAGACUUAAUGGGCCAAACUCACUCCUUUGCCUAGCAAUGAACCUCUCCCACAUCUGGCAUUCAAAUGUGCUUGACUCGGGGCCAUUUUUUUUGCAUUUGAAACUUUAGGACAUUGUAAUUGUAAUGUUUUUCUUUGAAUUGUUUUUGGCAGUUGUUUUACUUUUGGACAAAAAAUAUUUAAGAAAAUAUCCUUGAUUUGCACUGCGGUGUUUUCAGAUACGGAGGAUCGAUUUCUUAUGUGAUAAAUGAUGAGUAUGGGGAUCAAAUGUUGAUGUUAUGCUCUUUUAAUAUAAAACCAAUGUUUAGUACCAAAGGGAAGUCGUGCUAAUUUUUACUGAAUGAUAAACUAUAUGCUGAAUGUUAAAGCAAAUGACGGGGAGGGGAUGGGAAAAUUUAAGAAACGGACACUGAUUUUCUUGUCCUGUAAAUGAUGAGCUGUAAUUACUGUGUGAAAGCAAAAAUGUAUUUUUUUUUUUUUGUUGUUGUUGUAACUUUUGUGCAAAGGUUAAACUGUGGUUUUACUUGGACUGAAUCGCACUUCAACGUUUCUUUCAUCUCUUUUGCUAAGGUUUAACUGAUGACCGUUUUGCUCAGUUUUGGUCAGAGCUCUGUGAACUUUGACUUCUAGGUUACGGCGAUUUCGAACUGGGCCUCGCCCUCUUGGGAAUGGCAUUGACCAUCCUUUUGACCUUUGACCUUUCUGACAUGCUGCCACACCUUUUUCCUUGGAUCGCGACUGAAAGGCCUUUACUCUUCGGUAACGUGGAGAGCUUUGAAUUCAGUAACUAAAAUUAACAAAAAAAAAGAAAAAAGGCGGGGGGUUGUUUCGCAGUUUCUUUGCUUCAGAGAACAACACGCUACCAUGAUUCACAGAUCAAAUACACAUUAAACUGGAAAAUUAGACACCAGCAAGUACUUAACUGUUUGUGAUUUGAAGGUGUGCAAUCUAAAUAACAAAAAAAGAAAAAAUAAACUGUCGAUUUGGUCAAAGACGCAGGUUUACUCUGGAGCAAAAUGCCCUGGAAAUAAAUCCGCAAUUGUACAUGAAUAUAAAUAAAUAUAUUUAUAUUUAUAUUUUACAAAUAUGUAUGUUUGAAUUUUUUCUGCUACUGUUCUAUUCAUGUAACAUUUUGACUUGAAAUUCUGAGCUU
Molecule: messenger RNA, 10841 nt
Organism: Scleropages formosus (Asian bonytongue)
Lineage: Eukaryota; Metazoa; Chordata; Actinopteri; Osteoglossiformes; Osteoglossidae
Gene: abca2
Product: ATP-binding cassette, sub-family A (ABC1), member 2
Exons: 50
Coding region: 151-7827 (2558 amino acids)
Biological process (GO): transmembrane transport; lipid transport
Cellular component (GO): membrane; intracellular membrane-bounded organelle
Molecular function (GO): lipid carrier activity; ATP hydrolysis activity; ATP binding
Source: RefSeq, a predicted model, not a curated record